Adelges cooleyi (spruce gall adelgid) is the source of this 2437-nucleotide messenger RNA. RefSeq lists its product as uncharacterized. Lineage: Eukaryota; Metazoa; Arthropoda; Insecta; Hemiptera; Adelgidae. The record is from RefSeq and is a predicted model, not a curated record. Bases 422 to 859 code for a protein of 145 amino acids. The transcript has 4 exons.
CGCGCUGCACGUUUUACAAAUUCGCCAUUCCGCUCUCCGUUUUCAAUCGUAUCGUUCCCCAAGUUACCAGUCAGACGUCUGUAGACUGUAGUCACCUUGUCAAUUUGUAACAACCACAGCACGCGUUAGUGCGUACAUCAGUCUCUUGCCAUUUAAAUAAUAUAAUAUAAUUAUUACUGUUGUUAAUUAAAAUAAUAAUAUCAAAUAACGCGUAUAAAUUAACACGUUUAACUUAGUCAAAGGCUAGUAUCUAAAUAAAUCUUUCCAGUGACGGGGUUUCCCAAGUAUUUCAUAAAAAAAUCAAAUUUCGCGUGUUUAAAAUAAAAGUCUGUUAUGCCAAAUGACUUUCUACUGAAAUUCAAUCGUGAAUGAAAUCGCAAUUAAAACGUUUCGUUCAAUUUUAUAUUAAAAACAUAAGAAAAUGACCAUACAAAAUGUCGAAGAUCCAUCUAUGCCGCCUACUGAUCUAUGCAAUUUGUUUCUCUACGAAAGUCAGACGGCAAACAACAGGAAUUCAAAUAACAUUUCAAUACCUCGAACUAGCUCGUGGACAAAGUCAUGGGUACAUCGGAAUAACCAUUCUAAAUUCAACAUUAGAGCCACCAACACGUGCAAGACACCUAUCAACAAGUCUGACGUCAGGAAAUUGCUUGAAUGCAGCUUCAAAAACGAGGCGGUAACGGAUGACCACUUAGACGUGCUACAAAAACGACAAGCCCUGUUGUUGAUCACCAUGCAGACCAUGACGCUGUCACACCACAAUAAAGUUUUGCAGAACAAACUCGAUGAAUUGCAAAAAAGAGUGUUGAUGUUAGGAGCUAAUCCAAAGAAGACGGCCGAAGAAUCGGAUUUAAAUUGAAAACAUAUUUUCAUAAGCGUACAACGAAAUAACCUCUACUAAUUUAUAAAACAAAUUACUAAUAUUUAUGAUACUUAUUAUUCUCUCAUUAUUACUGUUUGUAUUGAAUGUAUAAUUUGCGAUUCCGCUCCGACGAUAAUCGAAACAACGAACAAAUUACCACAAUAAUAAUGACAAUUAAAGACGAAUAAUCAACUCUGAUCAUUCAUCAUAAUGUAUGUGAUAACACGUUCAGCGAAUAAUCGCAACGGCAAGCUAGGGAGAAAUUAGACCAAAUAAUAUAUACCAAUGAGCAUUUAUUAAUUAUUAGUUAAGCAUUAUAUUAUAUUAUUAGCUAAUAUAAUUUGUAGGAAUACGGUUGUGAACAGAACUCCAAAGGAUAAUAAGGCAAUAAUACGGAUGAGAACGGCUGUUUUAUUUUUAUUUUUUUUUGCCAUAUAAUUAUAUUUAUUAAAAAUUAUAUUAUAAUAACAAAUUAUUAUAUGUAUAAUUAAUAUUUUGUAAAAAUUCUACACAUUUAUAUUUGUACUGUUGCAACGUCUUAAGUCCUUAAAAUGUCUGUAGGAAAUUCUAAUGUAUAGCUAUGUAUUAAUUUUUUUACAUACUUUUAAUAUAAUAUUUCUAGAAAAUUUGUACUUUUAUUAUAAGUACGACAAAUUAAAACCAAGUAUCAAUGGUAUUAUUUAACACUAACUUCCAGCAAUUGCUGUCAAACAAUUGCCGAGUUAAGUCUUAGAUUAAAAUUAUAUGUAUAAAUAUUUUUUUUUUGUCACUAAUUAUAGAAAUUAUGGCGCGUUUUCAUUGUAUCGCCGAAUAUGUGAUAGGGGGGAUUUAGUUUAAUGUUAAUGAUCGAAAACCUGUACUUAGUUACAGAAUUCCUUGAAGUAAAUAUUUUAAUUUGUUUGUAUACAUUAAACAUAACAUAAUGUAAAGCUUAAAUACUGCUCAUGUUAAGCCUUCAAAUACCUAAAUUAUUAAUAAGUUUAAAUAAUAUUAUACUAAUAAUAAAAUAAUAUGUCUUUGAAAAUGAAAUUAUGUAGAGUAUAUUGUCCUACAUUUGUUUUAUAUUAUUUAAAUUAAUAAAAAUUGAUGUGGUAGGAAUAUAUAAAUUCAUAGACAAUCUAUAUAUGUAAAUCACAAAAAAAUGACACCACAUAAAUUAUAGCUUUCGUGAUUGCUUGGAUUAUGUCAUGGACAAUCAUGAUUCAUGUCAAUGCUUAACUCGCAUAUCACCUUAUCUCUAGAUAAUACUUAUUUUUCUAAGAAACAUAUUGCACUAAAAUGCAAGGAAGGUGUGAAACUUAUAAUUUCCUGAAUAUGUAUGUCUACCUCAUGUUCUACAUAAUAUUUUAAUUGUAAUUUAUUUUUAAGUAGACCUCCAUACAUUGAUGUUAAACGCCUAUUCUUAACAACUUUAUUAAAAUAAUUGUUUUUAUUUUAUUAAUUUAAUUAUAUUAAAAAUUGUUACUUAAAGUGCUAUUUCUUUAUUAUAAUUGGAAAUGGGAUUUGCUAAUUGCUGACUAGUAUUAUAAGUAUUGAAUGCUAAAUUUAAGGAUUAAUAAUAUAUUAUGUAUAGAU